AUGAAGGUGAAGGAGUUGCAGAAGAUGGUGAAUGUGGCCUGGUCGCCGGCCCAGCAGGUCCCAAUCAUGCUGGCCGCUGGUACGGCAGCCCAGCAGCUGGACGCUUCUUUCAGUACGGCGGCUUCCCUCGAGCUGUACUCGAUUAAUCUGGCCGAUCCCAGCUAUGAUCUGGAGCUUAAGGGCAGCCAACCGAGCACACACCGUUUUCACAAGCUGCUCUGGUCACCGUUGGCCGGUGCAGUAGCGGAAGCGGGAACAGAACCCAGCGGACUCAUUACCGGAGGUUGCGAGAGUGGUGUGCUGCAGGUGUAUAACGUGGCACAGCUGUUGGCCGGACAGAACGCACUCGUGGCACAGCAGGAAAAGCAUCAGGGUGCGGUCCGGAGUCUCGACUACAACCCGUUCCAGCACAACCUGGUGGCGAGCGGUGCAUCCGAGUCAGAAAUCUUCAUCUGGGAUCUGAACAACACGGCCGUUCCAAUGAGCCCCGGUGCGAAGGUGACACCGCACGAGGACGUGCAGGGGCUGGCAUGGAAUCGGCAGGUGCAGCACAUUCUCGCAUCGGUCUUCCCGUCCCGGUGUGUGAUUUGGGAUCUGCGAAAGAAUGAACCGAUCAUAAAGUUAAGUGACACGCAGUCGCGGAUCCGCUGGAGGGUUGCCCAGUGGCAUCCGGAUGUGGCCACCCAGCUAUGGCUUGCCAGCGAGGAAGAUCAAUCGCCGACGGUACAGCUGUGGGAUUUGCGGUACGCUACGGCACCGGCCAAAAGCUUCCAGAUCCACCAGCGAGGCGUGCUGGGCUUGACCUGGUGCCCGAAGGACCACGAUCUGGUGGCAUCGUGCGGGAAGGAUAAUCGGAUUAUCUGCUGGAACCAAAACACGGAGGAUCCGAACGGAGAGGUGUUGUCGGAGCUGGCCACGACCAACCAGUGGAACUUUGAUGUUGCAUGGUGCCCGCGGAAUCCGGCCCUCAUUGCCGGUUCGAGCUUCGACGGGAAUGUUACCAUCUACUCAAUCCACGGCGGAGUACAUCAGCAGGUGCAAACGAGCAACAAGAUUGCUGACUCCUUCCCGGGUAUGGAAAACAUUGGCCACGAACCGUCUCAGUCGGUUCCGGUACAAUCGCAGGGAGUUAGUAACGAUCUGAAGCGUCCUCCGCGCUGGAUGCGAAGGCCUUCUGGAGCGUGCUUUGGGUUUGGUGGAAAGUUGGUUACCUUUAACGGGAACAGUCGCACGGUCACGGUGAAUCAGGUCGUUACCGAUCCGGAGCUAAUGGAACGAUCGAACCAACUCGAACGGGUGCUAAAUGAGGGCAACUUUGUCGAAUACUGUCGCCAGAAGGCAGAUCAAACGACCGAUCAGCACUCCACCUUCAUGUGGUACUUCCUUAAGGCAAACUUUGAAAACGAUCCUCACGCUGAAAUGCUCAACCUGCUCGGAUAUCAAUCGGAUGAUAUGGCGAACAAGUUCAAGAAGUACGUCGUCGAGGGACCGAAGAAUGAGGAUGCGAAUGCGGUAGAUGGACUCAGCGAUCAGAUGGCCGGUCUAAGCCGGAAUAAUUCAACCGAAACGGAAACCAGUACGGACGAAAGUACUGAUCUAUCGAUCACGGAUAACAAUGCGGUGUUCGACGCGAUCGCCGCCGGUGGCAAACAGUCCGACUCAGAAAAAACCUCCACCGCCAAACAGAACGGAACCGGCGGUGAGAUUCCGUACAAAAUACGGACCGGUCAGGAUAAGGAGGGAUUAAUCUGUGAAGCACUGCUCACCGGAAAUCUGGAGGCGGCGAUCGAGUUGUGCAUGCAGACCGGCAAGACGAGCGAAGCGUUGAUACUGGCCAUGAACAGUGGUUCCGAUUUGUUGGCCAAGGUGCAAUAUCGCUAUCUGCACGACAAUGAAAACUAUCUGUCGAACUUAAUCUCCGCGUUAGUGUUGUGCGACUGGACCGGUGUCGUGUCGCAGUGUACGAUCGACUCGUGGAAGGAAGCGCUAGUGGCAGCCAUCACACACUGCAAGCACCAAAUGCCGUUGCUUUGCGAGCGUUUGGGCGAACGGCUUCAGAGGGAAGCUGGCAGCAAUGUGGAGCUGGCACGGAAUGCAAUUUUGUGCUACAUUUGCGCCGGAAGUACCGAACGAUUGGUGGAAGCGUGGCCACUGUCCAAGGGUACACAGCCGGCAGGGGGUGAUUUUGGCGGAGAGGAAGAGCUUGAUAAAAAUAAUAACAGCAAUCGGGACCUUCAAGAGCUGGUGGAGGUGUCGAUGCUGCUGCAGAAGGCGCUGGAGAAACAGGGACGUUCGACUCCGGCCGUUGGAAAGUUGGCCGAUCUGUUGUCCCAGUAUGCGAGCUUGCUGGCUGCCCAAGGAUCGCUUUCAUCCGCGUUAACCUAUCUGGGCAACUCAACCGAUCCGGAGAUGGAGGAGUUGCGCGACCGUCUCUAUUAUGCGCUGGGACACAAAACUUACACGCCGGUGGGUACCGCAAGGCCCACCCAGUACGCGUUGCAGCAGCAACCGCCCUUCAAUCCGAUGUUCCCCACGAUUGGUCAAGCGGCGAAGAUGAAGUCAUACGGGCAGUCGGUACAAUCGGCACCGGUUCCAACGCUCAACACUGCUUCCACCAUGGCCCAGCAACCUAGCUGGUCGACCUCUCCCUUCCAACAGCCACCGAUGGGAAUGCCACCAGUAACGAAUCCGGUUGCUCCGCCACCCUUGGCCGCAAAGCCCCCGGUGGGUCCGCCGCCGGUCGCCACCAACAACGAUCUUUCCCAACCUCCUCGUCCAUCAAGCGUUAGCUCCCAAUCGGGUGGCAGCACGCUGAGCCGGGCUAAGUACGUUCUGGACCCUUCGGUUACAUCCGGUUCGAACUAUGGACAACAAAGCUCGAACUUUUACAACCCCAUGGCCUACCAGCAGCAGCCGAACGUACCGGCUGGAGGAGUGAUCAAUCAGCCACCCCAGCAGCAACCGAGCUUCUACAAUCCGGCGAAUGCACCGGGUCAGACAAACAAUUUCAAACCGUUCACACCGGCACCGCUUGUGCAGGCUUCUCCAUACAUUCCCGGCAUUUCACCGCUGGAUGUCAGCCAGCAACAACAACAGCAGUCCGGUAUGGGAUAUCCGCCACCACCACCGCAAGCUGCCGCACCACCCAUGGGCAAUGUUCAGCGAAAUCCAACGCCACCACCAGGUUGGAACGAUCCACCGGCACUGAAAACUACCAGCAGGCCUCAAUAUUGCGAACAGUACGAAAUGUCCGCCGUCCAUGCAGGCACCCGACGAUGGCGCCGCAUAAUCGAUUCACACGCGAACGAUCAUUCGAAUCGCUCUUCGCCACAGCCGAAGGUGGAACCGAAUGUUAUGGCCCCGAUCACGUCACCUCUUCCGGCUGGUUUGGCACCGUCGAACGGCUACCCGGACCCGAACAGUAACUACAUGCAGGGAAAUGCUGGCCAGCAAGGUUACAUGGCGCCACAGCCAACGAUGUACAAUCCGACGAUGGGCGGUGGGGCACCGCCGAACGCAGCCGGACUUACGCCACAGUCAAACACGAUCAAUUAUCAAAACUUCCAGCAAACGCUACCGACGGCAUAUCAACCGACCGGUCCGGCACCGGGACAGGGUGGCAUGUACUAUCCGGGCCAGCAAACGGUGGGACAACCGGUGGAUGGAUCGCAACCGGCAAUGCAACCAGCGGCACCGGAACCACCGAAGCAGAAGCCACCACUACCGGAGCAGUACGUCUUUAUGCAGACAGUAUUUGAGGAGCUGAAGAAGCAGUGUGUAGCAUCGGCGGGAAAUCCGCAAACGAAACGAAAGCUGGAAGAUGUCUCGAAAAGGCUAGAAAUGUUGUACGAUUUAUUGCGAGAGAAUAGGCUCUCACAAAACACGCUCAACUCACUGAACCAGCUGGUGGCCCUGAUUCAGGCCGGCGAUUACGCCAACGGUAUCGGGCUCCACACACAGAUGGUAUCCGGGCCGGACUUUUCCCAGAUCGCUAGCUUCAUGCCGGGCAUUAAGGUGUUGCUACAGUCCGCAAUGCAGCUGCAGGUGUACCUCCGAUAG
Molecule: messenger RNA, 4059 nt
Organism: Anopheles marshallii
Lineage: Eukaryota; Metazoa; Arthropoda; Insecta; Diptera; Culicidae
Gene: Sec31
Product: protein transport protein Sec31A
Exons: 10
Coding region: 1-4059 (1352 amino acids)
Biological process (GO): COPII-coated vesicle cargo loading; endoplasmic reticulum organization; intracellular protein transport
Cellular component (GO): COPII vesicle coat; endoplasmic reticulum exit site
Molecular function (GO): structural molecule activity; protein binding
Source: RefSeq, a predicted model, not a curated record